Molecule: messenger RNA, 3097 nt
Organism: Porites evermanni
Lineage: Eukaryota; Metazoa; Cnidaria; Anthozoa; Scleractinia; Poritidae
Source: the annotation of a GenBank genome assembly
AUGAAAACCUUCGUGUUUUCACCGGCAUUUAUUCACUUUUUGUUGGGCCUAGUAUCCUAUUUGGUCUUCAGUUUCACCUACAGAUGGAUAGGAACCUCAUCUUCUCAAAAUAAGACGCUCAAUGUAACUGAAAGCCGGAAACUUGGUUUGAAAUCUUUGAGAGAAGGCUCGAGCCUGUUUUGCCUGGGUCAUAACAAAUCAACCCGGAUUUGCAAGUUUAGUUAUUUGUGUUACCAUCCAAUUGAAGAUGAAUACUUGUUUUUUCAUGGACCUGAAACAAUUAUUCAUGGGGUCCCAAGUGACCGAUUUAACCCGGCUCUACUUGACAUGUCUUCAGUUGAAGACCACAAUACUCAAUAUUUCAACUAUGUGGACUAUCCUGUUUGUUCCAUUGACAACUUCCCUAAUGUCACGGUGAUCGACGAUUUUAGCUUGAUAUUUCAUAGGUUUAAUCCGGAAAAUAUCAUGCACGUCUUUCAUGAUGAUCUUUUACCCUUGUAUCAUACGUUAAGGCAGUUUUCACGAGAUAUGCUCUCUGUCGAUCUGGGGUUUACCCUUGUUAUGAUGGAUGACCGGAAUGAAGGAACUCAUUUUGAUUUGUACAAACUAUUUACAAAGAAAACAUUGAUUUUGAAAAAAGAACUUCAGAAAGCAAAUCACCUGACAUGUUUUCGCCAUGGAGUUAUCGGCAUAUCAAAGUACACAACUUGGUAUCAAUAUGGUUUUAGGGAACCACAAGGGCAGUUGCCUCAUGUCUCCUUGACUGGGCAAUAUUUGCGACACUUUACAGGUUUUGUCGAAAGAAGGUUGGGACUAGACAACAUUUCACUUUCAUUUCACUCCUCUGAUUCUUCAUAUAUUGUGUUAUGUUCAAGAGAACACAAUCGUUUGAUAACCAAUGAACUGGAUUUGUCAUUAGCGAUUGCUCAGCAGUUCAAUAAGCCGGUUAUUCGAGUAAGCAUGGCUACACAUUCUUUCAAGGAGCAGGUACAGAUCAUAAGUAAAGCCAGCGCUCUUAUUGGAAUGCAUGGCUCAAUGUUGAUUAUGGCAAUGUUUUUACCACCUGGUGCAAGUCUCAUUGAACUCUUCCCAUUUGGCAUCAAUCCUGAUCACUACACUCCAUAUCGUACUAUGGUAGAAUUACCAGAUAUGAAUGUUAUCUAUGCCUCUUGGAGGAAUAAUAUUGAGGAAAAUACUGUUACCUAUCCUCAUGAGGCACCAGAAGUUGGAGGAAUUGACCAUCUUAGCCUGGAAGAACAGAAGGACAUUAUGAAUACGGAGGAGGUCCCACAACAUUUGUGUUGCAGUGAUCCUUACUGGCUUUAUAGAAUUUACCAAGAUACUAUUGUCGAUAUUCAAUCACUUCUGUCAGUUUUGGAAUUCACUAAAAAUAAGCAGAAACUGCUUACUAAUAAAAAGGAGGUUGACCUUAACGGUAAACUCUAUCCAAGCAAGGUAAUUAACCUGACUUGCCAAAUCCCAGUUAAAGAGGCUAAACCAUCUUUGUGGUUGUCAUGGAAACCACCCAUAAAUUUACCAUUUUUGACCACUAAGGAUGUUAAGUAUGAAGUAUGGAUUCAAGAAGUAGGCACUGAAGGUUACAUUGCUUACAUACUUAAUAUAACAGAGUACUUGUUCAAAGAUCACCUCAAAAUGAACACAUCCCAUAAUGUAUGGGUCAGGUGUAUUGUCCUUGAAAAACAAGGUCCUUUUGAGAAGGUUUUAGGCUGCAUGACAUAAUUCUUUUAGGAAUCAAAGAUCUAAUCUUUUCGUCAGUAUUAAAAGAAUGCAAUGAUUUUCUCUUUAAUGCCUGCAGUAGUGCUUAUAUUCUGAUGAUAGUUUAAGAUUCUGUCAUUCUUAUUUAUAUGUUUCGCACUGGUUGACCAGCACUUUUAUUAGACUCACUGCAAAACAGUCCAUAUUUUCACAUAUUCAAGUACGCGAGAGCAGUCAAACAAAAAGGUCUGGAGGGAGCCAGAAAAUGGAGAGUAGGACUGGGGAGAGAUGCUAAGAUCACGGACUGUAUGUUUGGCAUACGUUAUAUUCGUUUGAAUUACCGCUUCUUCCAGCCAUGGGCAAUUGCCAUUGGCUAAAUUUUGAUGCAAACUGUCAAUAAGCUGUCAAGUUAUGUUUUUAACAAGUCAUUUGCAAUGUUCCCAACCUUGAUGAUUUGCUAAGGGGCUGGCCAUUUGACUUUUGAAGGGAGGGGGAGGGGUAUGGGUGAUUUCAGAAACAAAUAUCCUGCAGCCUGAUUUGAGAGAAAAAAAAAUCUUGCAAGGAAAUACCUGGGGGAAAAAAAUAUCCAGCACUGAAAAAAAAUAUGUCUCAUGGUCUAUAGUGCUGGAAAAACAAAUCUUACAACGUUAUAAGUCGAGGAAAAAAUUUUAUCUCCAGAAGUUUGGGCAAAAAAAAUUCUUGCCUCAACCAAAUCACCCAUACCACCCCCUCCCCCCUCCAAAAAAAAGUAAAAUGCUUGACCCCUAAAGCUUUUGCUGUAAAUGAUGGUUGAUGAAGGUCUGGAUUUGCUCACACAAGAAUUGGGAUUUAUUGUAAAAUCAGAGUAGAGGGAAGCUUUCUUUUAGAGGAAAGAAUAUAUUUUUGUGUCUUACCAACAGGUUUUGGCUCUAUUCAAUCACACUAAUAUUGUUCAUUGUCUGUUGGCGUGUUCAGUUUUUGGGAAAGCAUCGCAGCACAGUUUCAAACCUUUGUUCCGCUUGGAGAGCAAACUCUUCUGGAGAAAGAUUCUCCUUCGUCAAGGACAACAAAAAGUUCAUUUUUCAGAAGGUCAACCAACUUUGGUAAUGACUCCCAUUUUUUCUAGUAGGGACAACAAACAUAUUUUCAGAGCUUAUCCAACCACUCUAAAAAUUGGUGAACUUUGUUUUGAAUCAAAAGCCACACAUUCUACAAUUAUCUGAAAUACUUGGCUCUUUAGGCUUUCUCCCUCUUUCAGGAGCAGGCACAGGCUUACAUACUGCUACUUCCACUCAUUUUUGAUCUUCCAGUAAACACUACAUUGCACGGGGAAACAAUGCUAAAGACUGCUUUGGAAUUACUUGAUACAGCAUUUGCCACAAGAGGUGAAGCCAAGGCUUGA